This is a messenger RNA of Scheffersomyces coipomensis, 753 nucleotides long. RefSeq lists its product as uncharacterized. Lineage: Eukaryota; Fungi; Ascomycota; Pichiomycetes; Serinales; Debaryomycetaceae. The transcript has a single exon. The record is from RefSeq and is a predicted model, not a curated record. The coding region runs from base 1 to 753 and encodes 250 amino acids. Gene Ontology annotation, molecular function: nucleic acid binding. Gene Ontology annotation, cellular component: kinetochore.
AUGAAAAGACAGAGAAACAAUGUAUUUGAGAGUUCGUCAGAGUCUGAACUGGAACCAAUUCUAAAACCUAUCCCGAAACGAUCAUUCAAACCACCUGAUGAAAGUAAAUUAGAGUUGGAAAAUGUACAGAGUCGUUCUAACGAUGAUUAUAUGAAAUAUCCAUUUGAUGAUGAUUCCUUAAUCAAAGAAGAAAUAGUUCAACCUUCGCUAAAAACAUCAAUCAUAAACCAGAAUAAGUCUAGUUCUAAAUCAAUUGGACUUUCAAUUAUGGAAAAAAUGGGGUAUACUAUAGGAACUUCUCUUGGGAAAGAAAAUUCUACAGCCUUAUUAGAGCCAAUUAGUAUUGAAGUUAAAACUGAUAACAUGGGUCUAGGAGCUCCCAAGAAGAUCAUAUUAACAGAUAAGGAUUACUCCAUAUAUACAAAGGAUAGAAUUGAUAAUCGAUUGACUAAUAAGAAUAAAAAGCAAGUGAAUAGUAUUAUGAAACUAUGUUUUGAAUUGAGUGGAGAAGCUGAUAAAUUUCAUCAAGAUCACAUCAUUGAUAAUGUUAACCUACUUUGGAGAGAAUACGUUCAGAAAUUCAUCUUAAAAGAGAAAAUCGAAGACUACGAUGAUUAUGAUGAUAAAUUAUUAAAAUUAAUUCAUUACUUGAGGACUAAUCAUAACUAUUGCUGGUAUUGUGGUUGUAGUUAUAAAGAUGACAAAGAUCUUGAUGAUUUCUGCCCAGGAUCACUAGAAACUGAUCAUGCAUAG